Messenger RNA from Paramecium pentaurelia, 1053 nucleotides. NCBI's taxonomy places the organism in Eukaryota, Ciliophora, Oligohymenophorea, Peniculida, Parameciidae. The record is from the annotation of a GenBank genome assembly.
AUGUUCUUAACCACAUUCAUUAAAUCGCAUUUUACUAAAUUAAGUGUACCCAUUUUCAACUCACAUUCUGGUUCAAGAAUAGAUAAAUUUCUUAUAGAAGACCUUAAUCGUAGUUGGAAUGAAGUUUAAAAAUUAAUUAGAAAUGGUGAAAUUAAUGUUAAUAACAAAAAAAUUAAAGAUCAUUAAUUUUUAUUAAAAGAAGGAGAUGUAGUGACAUAUUGGGAUAAAUUAAAGAAAUAAGUUGAUACAUAAUUAAGACCAAUUCCUAAUAUUUAAGCUUAUGAAGAAUUAAAAAAAAUGAUCCUAUAUGAGAAUGAUUAAAUUAUCAUUCUAAAUAAAUAACAUGGAUAUGCAUCAUAAGGAGGAGCCAAUCCUAAUUAUAAUAUACCAGAGAUUUUAAAUUUAUAUUUUAAAAACUUCUACAUUAUUCAUAGAUUAGAUUAAUUAACAUCUGGCCUUUUAAUUAUUGCUAAAAAUAAAGAUAUUGCAACAGAAAUAAGUAGGAUUAUUUAAGAAAAAGCCUUUAUAACAAAGAAAUAUAUUGCUGUUGUUUAAGGUCAAACUAAAGUACAAAAAGGUUUAAUUGACCGUCCAUUAUUAUUUAAUACUAAUAAUCAAAAAUAAACAUGUUAUAAUGAAGAAUAAUUAUUAGAAGGUAAAUAUCUACCUGCUAGAACUUCUUAUGAAGUUAUCUAAGAAUAUUAAUAUCAUGAUGAAAUGUAUUCUGUCCUUGAUCUACAAAUUUUUGAAGGUCGUAAACAUUAAAUUAGAGCACAUUUAAGCUAAGUUCUUAAAACACCUAUUCUUUUUGAUUAAAAAUAUGGAUUUUAGUUUACUAAAACUAAUCGAGAUUUACAAACAUAAAUAUUUGGUUAAAAUUAAGGAAUUAUGUUAUAAGCAAAGAAGAUAAUAUUUUAGAAUUUUCCUGUUGACAUUAAUGAAUAAUUUUAUUAAAAUUCAAAUGGAACAAUGAUUUAAAAAAAUGAAAAAUUAGAAAUUGAGGCUACUUUUUCUACUGAAUUUGAAUCUCUUUUUUAAAUAUUAUAAAAAUGA